Molecule: messenger RNA, 7162 nt
Organism: Loxodonta africana (African savanna elephant)
Lineage: Eukaryota; Metazoa; Chordata; Mammalia; Proboscidea; Elephantidae
Gene: ABHD13
Product: abhydrolase domain containing 13
Exons: 2
Coding region: 294-1307 (337 amino acids)
Cellular component (GO): membrane
Molecular function (GO): palmitoyl-(protein) hydrolase activity
Source: RefSeq, a predicted model, not a curated record
UCCACUGCGGGCGGGGAGACGGAGAUCCGGUUAUGAGGGAGCCGGCGGUGGCGUUUGCCCGAGACACCUGCCCGCGGGCCGGAAGUGGAGGAGCCGAGAGCGGCGGCGCCGGAGCUCCGGAGUAGACGGUGGCGACGGCGGCAGCCCCUCUGCGGGAGAAGGAGGAUGAAGAGCGACCGAAGAGGCGCGGGUGGACACUGCUGCGUGGUUCCCGGGUUCGUGCUCGUAGCCGACUGCGCAGCGUACGAGCAAGUCUAAGACACUUAUGGAAUAAUAGUUCACGGAGAGCUACAAUGGAAAAGCCAUGGAUGCUGUGGAACUUUCUGGAAAGAUGGCUCAUAGCCUUAGCCUCAUGGUCUUGGGCUCUCUGCCGUAUUUCUCUUUUACCUUUAAUAGUGACUUUUCAUCUGUAUGGAGGCAUUAUCUUACUUUUGUUAAUAUUUAUAUCAAUAGCAGGUAUUCUAUAUAAAUUUCAAGAUGUAUUGCUUUAUUUUCCAGAACAGCCGUCAUCCUCACGCCUUUAUGUUCCCAUGCCCACUGGUAUUCCACAUGAAAACAUUUUCAUCAGAACCAAAGAUGGAGUCUGUCUAAAUCUUAUUUUGAUAAGGUACACUGGAGACAAUUCACCCUAUUCCCCAACUAUAAUUUAUUUUCAUGGCAAUGCAGGCAACAUAGGCCACAGGUUACCAAAUGCAUUGCUUAUGUUGGUUAACCUCAAAGUUAACCUUUUGCUUGUUGAUUAUCGAGGGUACGGAAAAAGUGAAGGAGAACCGAGUGAAGAAGGACUCUACCUGGAUUCUGAAGCCGUGCUAGACUAUAUGAUGACUAGACCUGACCUCGAUAAAACAAAAAUUUUUCUCUUUGGUCGCUCCUUGGGAGGAGCGGUGGCUAUUCAUUUGGCUUCUGAGAAUUCACACAGGAUAUCAGCCAUUAUGGUGGAGAACACGUUUUUAAGCAUACCACAUAUGGCCAGCACUUUAUUUUCAUUCUUUCCAAUGCGUUACCUUCCUUUGUGGUGCUAUAAAAAUAAGUUUUUGUCCUAUAGAAAAAUCUCUCAGUGCAGAAUGCCUUCUCUCUUCAUCUCUGGUCUCUCUGACCAAUUAAUUCCACCAGUAAUGAUGAAGCAACUUUAUGAGCUUUCCCCAUCUCGGACUAAGAGAUUGGCCAUCUUUCCAGAUGGAACUCACAACGACACGUGGCAGUGCCAAGGCUAUUUCACCGCACUUGAACAGUUCAUCAAAGAAGUAAUAAAGAGUCAUUCUCCAGAAGAAAUGGCAAAAACUUCAUCUAAUGUAACAAUUAUAUAAUGUAUCCUUUUUUUUUUGAUUAAUGCACUGUAUUUUAAUUUGUGCAGAAUGAAAAGAAUGUUCCUUUCUAGAAGUGUGUUAUAUCUGUACUUGUCUAAAGAGUGAUAUUAAACUUUGAAAGGACUUCAGUACUGCUUUAUGAUGAUCCAAACAGUUUUUUACAUUUGAAGAACCAUAAUUCUUGGGAUUAUUUCAUACAUUUUCAUCAGAAUUUUCAAUGCGGUUAUGUAUCCAUGUCUUUAGUUUAAUACGCUGAUACAGACUACUCAGAAGUUUCUUGUUGCUAAAAAAGGUGUGAGCUGUGCUACGCUUAGACUCGUGACUGGGAGUGGAAGAAGGUAGAUAAGAAGCUCUGGGUAUUAUCGCUUAGGUGAAUGUUGGGACAAUCAUGGAGAGCAAACUUAGUUCUGUAAUUGCAUUUUUCACAUUAAAACUUAAUAUGAAAUGCAUGAUGGUAUUUUCCUUGAAUUAUGCAAUGCAACAUUUUUAAUGUAAAUAGCACUGGUCAUAUACUGGUGUAUAUGGUUACCUGGCUUAUGUCUAUUUUUAUGUAAACAGUUUUGUUUUUGGCAAGAAGUGAGAUUGAGGCCUGUGUGCAGGCUGCCAUUGAAUUUUGCUCUGGUGAAUGCUGACACCCGGCUUUUUGUUACAAAUAAAUGGGACCCAAUUUUCCAGUAUAAAUGUACCGUGUUUUUGUUAGGUACAAUCUGGACCAUGGCAUGUGAAAAAUAGAAAUUUAGAAUUUUAGUGCAGCUUUGAUGUGCAUAUUUGAACUUUUUAACAUUUGUAAUUUUGGUGGCAACGAGAAUUUUAGCUUAUGUCAAUUUUGUAAGUCUAUAGCUGAACCAGUAGUAGCAGCCAUAGUGAGGAUUAGAACUCGUUUAAUAUUUAAAUUAGGAAUUCUUAUGAUUACAUGACUGUACAUACUAUUUUACAAAAAUUCCCACAUUUGAUUUUUAAGUCCCAAUACCUAGGUAUAUGUAACCCAUCAAAGCCAAGAUAUUUAUCGGGGUUAGUGAAAAUAAAAGUUAAAAUAACAAAAACAAAACACAAAAACAGUUUUUUGGUUUAAUGUCUUAUUUGCUGUGAAAUAGAAGAACUCUUGGACCAAAAAGACGGAUUGUCUGUAAGAAGUCUUAUUUUCUUACAUGUAGGAAUGUAGAAAUGAAGGUAACUUAGAGAUUUCUAACACAGAACCUGUUACCACAUUUAACUGUUAAAUGGCUGUAAUUGGUAAACAGCAUUUCAAUAUAUAGAAGAAUAAGAAAAACCUUACUUAGAAAAAAAAAAUUAGCCCCUUAAAAGUUGCAGGAUUUACCUUAAUAAAAAUAAAAGCUGUGAGGCAUAAUUGUGCUAUGUUGUGUCAAGUGAUCCUCAAAAAUUACAUGGAACUGAGCUCUGUACGUUGUGACGUAUGCUUUAUAGUAUAUUCUGAAUAUUUUAGCUAUAUUUAUUGGCUUUUUGCAAGUAGCUAGAGCAGAAAAAUAAUGAGUCAAUAAUCUUGACCUUAAUUUAAAGCUCUUUCCAAGGAGAUAGGGCUGGAAAUACUUUUGCCAGAUGACAUUCUUACUAUUCAUUUCAUGUCAGUAUUUAGAAAAAAAAAAGUAUAAUUUCUAAAGAAUAUUGUUUUUCUAUAAAUGAUUAAUUGUAAAAAGUCUUGCUUUUUUAAGAAAGAGUAACAUAGAAGGUGUAUUUUGUAUGUAUAAAUUCUCCAAAAUUAAAGGCUACUUUUCAUCUUGUCAAAUCAUUGUUACAUAGAAUGACUAUCUUAAAUAAUAACAUAUUAAAGAAUAAUAAUACAACACAAUGUAGUAUAUUUAGAAAUGAGUUUAUCUAGCACACCUUAUAUCUGUAACAUUCUUUGAAGUUUACAAGGUUCCACCUUAUCUUUUCCUGUGAUCAUUUAGUCUACUGCUCAGUGGAAGAAUUCAGCAACGUUAUUUGUUAAUACUAUGCUGAUGAUGCGUAGAUCCUUCAUCAGCGUUUUGUUUCUACGCUCUUUUGUUUUCUGGGAUAUGCCAGGUUUAGAAACCAUCUUUUUUCCUUUUUCCGCUGGGAGUGAAGUUGUAGAGUUGUUGUGUACGUCCCCGACCUUCAGUCUCACUGAACGGUUAAAGAGCCUUUCUGCAGCAGAGGGAGAAGGCUCUGUCUCCAGUUGUGUUACAUCUUUCUGUAGUAGCGUCUGCUUGAGACUCUUUCCAUGGAUGAAAAGGGGAAGGAAAAGAACCUUCUUACCAGAGGUCCGUGAAGCCCAUGGUAUCCUUCUUUCAAAGAAUUUCUAGUUUCAUGACCGAGGCAAUUGGUCAAAACCUGAAUCCUUCAUGAGUCGCUACUUGGUUUGGACCCAUCUCUUAGUGAUGAUGGGAGUGUGGUCAUCUCGUGAAUUAAUUUCUGGCCUGUUCAUGCAAUAACAGCUGUAGGAGUUUAUAUAUGAAUUUUAUGUCACUAAACUUCUGUAAUGGAUUCCUGGUGGCGCAGUGGUUAGUAGCUACCAAAAGGUCAGCAGUUCGAAUCCACCAGCUGCUCCUUGGAAACACUGUGGGGCAGUUCUACUCUGUCCUAUAGGGUUGCUAUGAGUUGGAAGUGACUCAACGGCAAUGGGUUUGGUUUGGUUUUUUUGGUUUUACACAUUUUUUGGUUUUAAGCUUCUGUAAAUUUGGCAAAGAAAGACCUAAGUGCAGCAAGAUGCAAUUCAUUUAGAAUGAAAUCCAAAAUCCAUUUUUUAAAGGGGAUUGUUGAAAACUUGUGAUUUCCCAUAAAAAGCAUAUUGAAAAGAUACGGGAAGAAAUAACCUGUGACAGGCAAAGGGUAAUCAUUAGGACUGAAACAACCUAGAAAAGAAAAUGUGAGGUGGUUCUUAAAUUUAGGUGGAGGAAAUGAUGAGAUGGGUACGAAGGAAACUUAACAGUGCAAAACAUUUGUAAAGCACUUCUAGCGGAGUGGCUGGGAUAUUUCAGUGCAACGAUCCCAUUUUGCAAAUACUUUUACUGUAAAAUUGGUAUUUGUCAUUAAAAUGAUAUUCUAAAUCUUGUUAGGAAUCCCUGGGUGGUACAGACAGCUCAGUGCUCUACUACUAGGUAAAACGUUGGCCGUCGGAACUCAGCCAGAGGUACCUCAGAAGACCAGCCUGGUGAUGUGCUUCCCAGAGGUCACAGCUCUGAAAACCCUGUGAAGCGGUUCCACUGUGAACACGUGGGAUCUCCAUGAGUCGCAACCAGCUUGAUGGCAACUAACAACAACUUUGGUACAGGACGGCUCAGACCAAUUUUAUCUUGAUAAGCUAUAGACACUCGAAAAUUACACACGUCCCAGCUUCAGUAAUCUUUUACUGGAGUAAUUACACUGUAUUAUUUCUUGUUGAGAAUUUGUGCCAUCUGAUGCUUAUGUGGACAUUUCUUACGUUUGUAAAAUUUUGUUCGAGGUGAAAUCAAAGAAUAAAGGCCAUAUUCAAUUUUAUACAAAUUACCUUGCAAACUCUGACAGCUUGAGUAUAAUUUAUAUUCUUGAGCCACCUCCAUCCUUGUGGUCAGGGGUUUAAACUUCGAAGGAUGUAAUGCAAGUCACUUUGUCAUUUAGGCCAUGAUUGACAUACGUGGACAUCCUCCACUGAUCCCUCUUCCUUUUUCGUAUUAUGUUCGACAAUUAUUUAAAAAAACAAAAAUGGAAAAAUUAGUCAUAAAUGAUGCUUUCAGAGUUAUCUGCUUGAAGCUAGGUAUUUCCAUAUCACUCAGGUAAAGUUGAAACGACAGAGCACAGACAUCUAUUUUUUAAAUCAAUGGAGUAAAAUAUAUGAAGCACUUGUGUUUAUUCAUAUUACCUUAUAUAUGCACAUCAGUGUUUUAGCUAAAUCAGAAAUAAUGUGUGGUGAAGUAGAUGCCAACAGUCAUCCUAAGUAGUAGUGAACACAUUUUUGCCAAAUGGCACAAAUAUACCUCCAUUUAUAUUUUGUAUCUUAAAAAUGUAGAUUUAAAAAUAGGACUAUGUAUAAGAGACUUUUUUUUUUUUUUUUUUACAAAAGUGCCAUAUAUACAUACAUAACAGGGAUGAGUGUGUGUUGUUUAACAUAAUUUAUAAAAAUUUCUGUCAGUACAGCAUAUACUGAAAAUUCAAGUUGUUUUCAACAUAUUCAAAUACGUUCGGGGUAAAAUAAUUCAAUUUCAAUAAAUCAUAUUUUUGUUAUUUGCCAUAUUUUGUUUGAAGCAGUAAUUUUAUAACUCAAAUGUUAUAUAGUAAAUUAUGUGCUAACCAUGGCAAGCAUUUAUGUUUUUUUCUUUUUUACAAUUUCUUUUAAAAUAUAUUUUUCUGUACUGACAUAUGCAAUAAAUUGAUACAUUAAAACUUUGAAUAAUGUCUUAAGAUAGUUUGUAUUUAGUCUCUUUUCCUUAUUCUCUGUUAAAUUGUAUGGAAGGCAUGUCAGUUUCUUUAAUGGUUAAAUAAAGUCCUGAAUUUGUAGUGAAAUUAGUAAAUGUUUACUCUAGUAAAGGUGUGGAUAAAAAGUAGAAACCUGGGUUUAUAUUCCCUUCCCCCAAGAAUAUUGUUCUCUUACAUACAUUAAAUUCAGCUAUUAUUAAAAAUACAAUUUUUGUAUAUGAACUGCUGGUAGAUGACUUGGCCCCAAAACAUAUGGUUAGUUAAAUGAAUCUAGAUAUGAAAAGAAUUUAACUCUUCGUGGUCAUGUUACCUCCACAUUUCAUAAAAUGCCUUCUUAAGAAAAUCUCAGUUACAUUUUUCUGCCACUGGUGUUUACAUCAGGGUUAUUGUAAAGUUAAAUAACAGCCCGAUAACCCUCAACCUUCAGGAGCUAUAAACCUAACUUCCCCUGUCGAGAAACUUGCCAUGCUUGAGUAGUGUCAGAACCAGUUGGCUGGUAGGAAGUAUAUGACAAACCUUAAAUGGUCCACUGGGUGUGGAGAUGAAUAUUCACUUAUCAGGGAACAUCUAUUCAUGGGUAGAUCUGGUGGGAAAUGGGGUCUCGCAAACACUUCCCUGGAUAAUGGCCAACCUGAUUCUCAAGAAGCAGUUUUUACAUCACCAUUUCUUUCAAAAGAAUUUUUCCACAUUGCCGUUUCACUUCCCACCUCUUCCUUUACAUUCUGUUGUGUCCUAAAGAUCAUGAGCAGCUGGAUCUGGUUGGAGAACAUUGUCCUAACUUAUUGGGGGUGGGGGGAGCAGGAGGGAGAAGACAUUACAAGUAUAAGGCCUAGAUAUUGCACGUGUAAUUUCACCGAAACCUCCCAACAAACCUGAGUAAUAGUAAUGCCAUUUUAUAGGUAAAGAAACAGUCUCAGAGUGGUUCAGUAUCUGGCUCAAUAUUUCAGAGAAUGGAGCAGGGAUUUGAAUUCAGUCCUCCGAUCCUGAAUCCAUGACAACUUAAUUCAUGUUGGAAUACAUUUGAAAGGUUAAAAUGGAAUUACAAGUAAACAAAGGGGAUCACUCCUGAAGAGCUGGCUAUGAACUGGGAUACCUAGUUAGACAAAUCAGAUGGUGGUGUUAGGUGCCAUGGAGUUGGUUCCCACUUACAGCGACCCUAUGCACAACAGAAUGAAAUACUACCUGGCCCUGCGCUAUUCACUGUUACGCUUAAACCUAUUGUUGCAGCCACUGUGUCAAUCCAUCUCCUUGAGGGUCUUCUUUUUCGAUGACCUUCUACCAAGCCUGGCGUCUUUCUCCAGGGGCCAGUCUCUCCUGAUAAAAUGUCCAAAGUAUGUGAGACAUUGUCUCACAUCCCCUGGUUCUGUUCAAAUAACUGCUUCUUGAUGUAUGCACAGGUUCCUCAUGAGCACAAUUCAGUGUCUGGAAUUCCCAUUCUUUGGAAUGUUAUCCAUAAUUUGUUAUGAUCCACACAGUCAAAUGCC